Adineta ricciae is the source of this 3405-nucleotide messenger RNA. Lineage: Eukaryota; Metazoa; Rotifera; Eurotatoria; Adinetida; Adinetidae. The record is from the annotation of a GenBank genome assembly.
AUGAUUGAAAUAUCGAAGAUUUGUUCUUAUUCCAAACAAAUGGCUCGUCUGCAGUCGAAUUUUAACUUCAUCUCAUCCUACUGCGAACCGACAUUUAAUGUGGAAAAAUAUCAAUCAAGUAAAACAGGAAUGAAACUAUACCAUAUCAAGCUACCAUUACCAUUAAUCAAACUUGAAAUCUGCGUACAAACGAAACCCUACGAUGAUACGGGAUGUGCGCAUACAUUAGAACAUCUAAUCUUCAUGGGUAGUCGACAGUAUCCUCAGCAAGGUUAUCUCGAUUAUAUAUCUGCUCAAUAUUAUUCCUUAGGCACAAAUGCGACAACGUAUCGUGAUAUGACAACGUAUGAAUUAACGACAGUUAACCAUCAGUCGUUAUUAAAACUUCUUCCUAUUUAUCUUGAUCACAUAUUAAAUCCGUUAUUAACAAAUGAUUGCUAUUUAACGGAAGUGCAUCAUAUAUCUGGUGAAACAGGAGAUGAUGCCGGUGUUGUUUACAGCGAAAUUCAAUCGAGUGAAAAUCAACCGGAUGAAAUACUUCUCUAUUCAGUUUUACGUGAUUUAUGGUCAGAUAAGUCACCGUACUAUUAUGAAUCAGGCGGUCGAUUAGAAGCCAUACGGAAUGAGUUAACGUUAGAUAAAAUCAAAUUGUUUCAUCAGAAAUAUUAUGUCCCGAAUAAUUUAGCGAUUAUUCUAUGUGGUGGCGGAAUCCAAAUUGAUGAGAUCUUAGGAGUUUUAAGUAAAUUUGAAGACGAAAAUUGUUCACAGUUAGAAAAUCGUCAUCGAAUUUCGCUGGACUAUUCACUGAAUGAAAAUUUAAGAAAGAAGAUGAAAUUCAAUAACGAUAAGUUUCCUUUCAUUAAAAUCAAACGUGCCAGUCUUGAUGAGAACUCGCUCUCAUCCGAGAAAAAUGCAGAUUCGAACCCUAUUGACACAACGAAAUUAUCUGUUCACUUGACAACAACAGGAACAACUACCGAUGGAAACGAUUCGUCAUUUUGUGACUCGGAAUUGAUGGUCUCGCAUGAAGAUUUGUCUGCUCCAUCGUCACCUACAACCUUAUGGUCAACAAUUGAAGUUGACACUUCCAUCAAUCACCGUCAUAUGAACGAAUAUAAGGAAAUUUUCUACCCUGUUGAAGACAAUGAUGAAAAUCUUGGUCAAGUUGCUUUCGGUUAUCGAUUAGAAUCGAUUUAUGAAAUGGAAAUUUAUACAGCACUGGAUGUUCUAUUAACAACUCUAUUCGACGAGGAUAUUUCCAUUUUUUACAAGGAAUUUAUGGAGAUACCGAAUACUUUAUGCUCGUCAAUUGAUCACGAUUGGUUCAAUUACCCGGAAAGAGUUCUAGUUGUUGUUUUCGAAGGUGUUGAGGUAGAUAAUCUAACGAUGGUUGCAGAUAAAUAUUCAUCUGUUCUUUAUUCAAUAAUCGAUUGUCAAAGAGAUAAUGACCAACUCUACACACAGCUACGACGAAAUAUAAAGAAGAAAAUUGAUUUACAUUUGAAUGAAAUCGAAAAUGAACCGUACGGCUUCCUGAUAGAUUUAUGUUGUCUCGAUCAUGUUUCGGAAUUAUCCGUACCGAAAACUAACAACGAAAAUGACGACGAGCAGCAGUUACACAAAUUUUUACAAAAUAAAAAGUAUUUAGAAAGCUUAUUCGAACAGCCAAUCGCGUAUUGGCAUGAAUUGAUUAAGAAGUACCUUCUCGAAUGGCCUUCAACGAAAAGAACAGUUAUUCUACUCAAGCCGAACAGUGAUCUAUUGAUUGAACAACAAGAGCAAGAUGAACAACGAAUAUCGGAACGCUUCGUUUCACUCGGUUCUGAUGGCCUUCAACGACUGAAAACUGAACUUGAGCAAGCUCGUUUGAAUAAUAAGCAAUCGACAUCUCAAUGUGCAACAAUUUCUCAUCCAUUACUCUCUUUCGACAAUCAACUACAUCUUCCGCCCAUUGAAUAUGACACCAAUGGAAAGCAUCUUGAUUUAUUUCACAGUCCAAACAGCCAUUUUCUCAAAUACACUUUACAUAUUCCAAUCAAACAGCUCGCUUCAGAUCUACAAUUGUAUCUUCCGCUUUUUACCAAUUUACUUUUUCAUACGGCAAUACGAUACGAUAAUGUUCAACUAGAUAAAUAUCACUUCUGUGAAUUGAUUUCACGUGAUAUUCUCGACUACAGUGUUUCAAAUGGUCAAUCAUCUUCAUCGCCAAUACAAUCUAGUUAUAUUCACGGACACUAUCUCGACAUAUUCAUCGUCUCACUACAAUCCUUGAACAAUUUCGAAAUGUGCAAAAACACGAUGGAUUACUUUCGUUAUGCUCUCUUCGGAAGUGUUUUCGAUGAUUAUAAGAUCAUUCUCGAAGAAUGUGAAAAACAAUUGAAGAAUUUCAUCGAAGUAUUACAAGAUGGUCAAACCGUUCAUCAAGCAUAUUUUAAUUCCUUGAUUCACUCAACGAAUACGGAGAGUUAUUAUCAUCAAAUGAAUAUGUUUUUACAAAAAAAUCUCUUGGAAAAGAUUUGUAAACAUCCGAACAAGUAUCAGAACGAAAUUAUAUCGAAAUUGAAACAAAUUCAAAAGUUCAUCUGGAAGAAUUUAUCUCAGAUACACUUAACCGUAUGUGGAAACGUUGAAUUAAUCAAAGACAAUCGGCAAAUCAUCGAACAAUUUAUCAAAGAAUGUCAUGCAAAGAGUCAAGUCGACAUUGAGUCCAGUGCUAACAAGGAUACGAAAGGAAAACACAUACAGACUGUCUCACCUGCAGCUAUUAUUGGUAGUCCGCAUGAAGAAUCUGGUUAUGUUAUCCGUUGGACACGACUUGCAAUAUCUCAAGCUGAUUUCAUUCCUUUGAUGAUCUUCUGUAAUUAUCUCGAUAUGGAAAACGGCCCAUUAUGGACAGCAUGUCGCACAAAUGGUUAUGCCUAUGGUGUCGCAUUUGAUUUCGAUUUUGAAUCCAACGUAAUUCUUCUUUCGAUCAAUCAAUGCUCGCAAUUGAACUUGGCGUACUCCAGUGCGAUGGAAGCGCUGAAAAAUAUCGUCGAACACAAGAUCAAAUUAGAUCCGGAACGAAUAUUAGCGGCACGAAAUCUAACUAUCUGCAUGUUCACUGAACAUCUCGCCACAUUAGGUCGAGUCACCGGUGUUUGCAUUCGUUCAUAUCUCAAUAAGUACUCGAUUGAAAAGUAUCAAGAUUUAUUGCACGACAUCAAUCUCUACAAUUAUAAUGAGACAGUGUUUUUGGAACUGAUCGAAAAGUAUUUACAACCGUUGAUUGACAAUACCCGUUCAUCGACAUUGGUGCUAGUCAAUACAAAUAAGAUGAAGGAAACACAAGCAUAUUUACAAAACGAACACGACAUAAAAACCGUGACAGCAAUCAAAGAUGUAGUGAAAGCAAUAUGUCGUUAA